This is a messenger RNA of Myotis davidii, 925 nucleotides long. RefSeq names its product isochorismatase domain-containing protein 1. Bases 1 to 831 code for a protein of 276 amino acids. Lineage: Eukaryota; Metazoa; Chordata; Mammalia; Chiroptera; Vespertilionidae. Gene Ontology annotation, cellular component: cytoplasm. The transcript is spliced from 2 exons. The record is from RefSeq and is a predicted model, not a curated record.
AUGAAAUUGAAUAGGAAAAACUCAAAUGAUUCAAUCCCCGUGCUCUUCUGCUUCUCGGUCUUUGCGCGGCCCUCGUCCGUGCCCCACGGCGCCGGCUGCGAGCUGCUCAUCCAGAGGUUCCUCAGCCUGUACGGCGACCAGCUCGACAUGCACCGCAAAUUCGUGGUGCAGCUCUUCGCGGAGGAGUGGGGCCAGUGCGUGGACCUGCCCAGGGGCUUCGCGGUGGGCGAGCGCUGCAGGGUGCGCCUGGUGCCGCUGCAGAUCCAGCUCACUACCCUGGGAAAUCUUACACCUUCGAGCACCGUGUUUUUCUGCUGUGAUAUGCAGCGGGGUUUUCGUUUGUGUGUGUGGUUUUCUUUCCAGUUGCAAGGGGCCCGGAUUUUAGGAAUUCCGGUUAUUGUAACAGAGCAGUACCCCAAAGGUCUUGGAAGCACUGUUCAAGAAAUCGACUUAACGGGUGUAAAACUAGUGCUUCCAAAAACCAAGUUUUCCAUGGUGUUACCAGAGGUGGAAGCGGCGUUAGCAGAGAUUCCUGGAGUCGGAAGUGUUGUGUUAUUUGGAGUAGAAACUCACGUGUGCAUCCAACAAACGGCCCUGGAGCUCGUCGGCCGAGGUAUUGAGGUUCAUAUCGUUGCUGACGCCACCUCAUCGAGAAGCAUGAUGGACAGGAUGUUUGCUCUCGAGCGUCUUGCUCGAACUGGGAUCAUAGUGACGACCAGCGAGGCUGUUCUGCUACAGCUGGUGGCGGAUAAAGACCAUCCGAAGUUCAAGGAAGUCCAGAACCUGAUUAAGGCGAGUGCCCCAGAGUCGGGUCUGCUCUCCAAAGUCUAGGACAUUUGAAGGACUGGUGUGCCACUCACCAUCAGGGGCAGGGCUGUAACCCGACAAGCUCUUGUCUCUACUAGAAUUAAAAUGUUAAGUCAAA